AUGGAACCGGCAAAAGUAACACUGACGGCUUAUCAGCUCCAAUAUUGCUUGCUCACUCACAGCAAGUGCAUCAAAUUCUUUUGGGGCUUCAUUCUCCUAUUGGCUCUAUCUAACUCAGCUGCAUCGUUUACCAUUGUCAAAACCUUACCGGGCUUCUCCGGUGAGCUACCAUUCCUACUUGAAACUGGGUACAUUGGCGUAGGAGAACUAGAUGAUAUUCAGCUUUUCUAUUACUUCGUCCAAUCGGAGGGGCUUCCAGCAACUGAUCCACUUGUGCUUUGGCUCACUGGAGGCCCUGGUUGCUCAGCUCUAUCUGGUUUCAUGUAUGAAAUCGGUCCAAUCAGUUUCGACUAUGAAAGGUCAAUUGACGGAGACAAACCAGUUUUAGUGUUGAACGACUACUCCUGGACUAAGGUUGCCAACAUUAUUUUCUUGGAUGCACCAGUUGGCACUGGAUUUUCAUAUGCAAAUACUUCAGCGGGAUACAACACUAGUGCUACAAAAUCAACUGCAGACGUGUAUAUGUUUCUAAGAAAGUGGCUUCUGGCUCACCCAAAAUUUCAAACCAAUCCCGUCUACAUUGCUGGUGAUUCUUACUCCGGUAUCACUGUUCCCCUCACUGUCAAGAAAAUUUCUGAUGGUAUCAAAGCUGGAAAUUUACCGCUAAUAAACCUCAAAGGCUAUGUUCUAGGAAACCCAUUAACCGAUGAGCAACAUGAUAAAAACUCAAGAAUUAAGUUUGCUCACAGAGUUGGACUUCUAUCUGAUGAACUCUAUGAGGAAACUAAAUUGGAUUGUCAUGGAGAGUAUGUUUACCCAAAUAAAAGUGAUGCUGGAUGUAUUGAGAAUCUUGAGACAGUCGAUCUGUGCUUAAAUGACAUAAACCCUGCCAUGGUGUUGGAACCACUGUGCCUCGCUUCCUCUGCAAAGCCAAACAAGCUUAACUGGGAACCAAGCCAUAGCGGUGUUGUUUUCCCAGACCCAGAUCCACUCCUUUUAGAAGUUAAUCGUACUGGGCAAUGGUGCAGGGAUUAUAACUAUUUGUUCCUAAACAUUUGGGCUAAUGAAAAACAAGUACAGGAAGCUCUACACGUUAGAAUUGGAACUAAACAAGAGUGGGAAAGAUGCAAUAGAAGCUUAUGUUAUGAAUAUGACAUACUAAAUAGCUUUGAUUAUCAUCGAAACUUCACAAACGAAGAUCUUAGAGCUAUCAUUUACAGUGGAGAUCAUGAUUACAUUGUUCCAUACGUGGGCACCCAAGAAUGGAUACAAUAUCUGAAUUUGACUGUUUCUUCUAAUGAGGAGUGGAGGCCAUGGUUUGUGGAUGGGCAAGUUGCAGGGUUAGUAACAAUAUUCCUGCAAUUCCGCUUUUGGUCACCAAUUAAUGAAUAAAGGAUCAGUUCAAUUGUGGUUUAUUAUUAUUGCAGUUAUACAGAGAUACACCGAAAGAAAAAGUACAGUUUAACAUUUGCGACUGUGAAGGGAGCAGGGCACACAGCUCCAGAGUACAAACCCAAGGAAUGCUUAAACAUGAUGAGUAGGUGGUUUGCUUAUUACAAUCUUUAGCGCUCGGGUGAGAGACUGGAGGGCUAGAUUCAUCUAAUAAGAAAGCCUAGUGUUACUUCCUAAGCUAAUGUGUGAUAUUUGUAGUCACAGAGACAGGCUAUGUUGCCCAUUUCGCACCGGUUCGAGUUCUUCAAGACAGGAAUUUGUUAAGAAAUCUGUCACUUUAAUGUAUUCUUUGACCACUUAUAUUGUACUAAUAUAUAUUUAUCUUAUGUUUUUAUCUUG
Molecule: messenger RNA, 1791 nt
Organism: Abrus precatorius (Indian licorice)
Lineage: Eukaryota; Viridiplantae; Streptophyta; Magnoliopsida; Fabales; Fabaceae
Product: serine carboxypeptidase-like 18
Exons: 13
Coding region: 1-1392 (463 amino acids)
Biological process (GO): proteolysis; secondary metabolic process
Molecular function (GO): serine-type carboxypeptidase activity; acyltransferase activity, transferring groups other than amino-acyl groups
Source: RefSeq, a predicted model, not a curated record